UCCCCGCACUGCCCGGCUCCGGCCGCGCGCUGGCGGGGCCCCGCAUUGCACACUCUGGGGGCGCCGCAGUGUUCGUGGGAUGGGGCAGCGGGCUGCCGCUGGCGGCCGGAAUCCGCGCGCAGCCCGGAACCUAGAUGGGAAUCAAGUCUUGUUUUUCUUCUGUGUAAAAGCUUCUCAUGGAGUUGCAGAGGCUGAGGACUUUGGCAGACCUUUCUGAGGUGCGAGUUCUCUCCCGUCAGCCAGUCCCCGCUCCCAGGCCCCCUGUAUGAGUGACGCCUUGGUCUGCCAUGGAACCUGGCCCUGCCCUGGCCUGGCUCCUGCUCCUGAGCCUACUGGCCGACUGUCUGAAAGCUGCUCAAUCCCGAGACUUCACAGUGAAAGACAUAAUCUACCUCCACCCUUCAACUACUCCCUAUCCUGGUGGAUUUAAGUGUUUCACCUGUGAAAAGGCAGCAGACAAUUAUGAGUGCAACCGAUGGGCUCCAGACAUCUACUGUCCUCGAGAGACGAGAUACUGCUACACUCAGCACACAAUGGAAGUCACAGGAAACAGCAUCUCUGUCACCAAACGCUGUGUUCCCCUGGAGGAGUGCUUGUCCACUGGCUGCAGAGACUCCGAGCGUGAGGGCCACAAGGUCUGCACUUCCUGUUGUGAAGGAAAUAUCUGUAACUUGCCACUUCCCCGAAAUGAAACCGAUGCCACAUUUGCCACAACAUCACCCAUAAAUCAGACAGAUGGGCGCCCACACUGCGUGCCAGUGAUAGUGACCUGCCUGUGGGUGUUGUUGGCAAUCUUAUCAUAGCAGCUGAAAGGCACCAUGUGUGGUCACAAUCCCAGGGGUUCUCAGUGGUCCAUGUCGUGCAUGAGUCAUUGGCCUGACAGUAGUCAUGCACGCGAACCCACAACACUUUGUCGAUGUCUUCAUGGCCCAGCAUUCCCACUUAUGUGUCAAGCAUUGCUUCAGUGCAUUUAUUUCAAGUCCAAGACCUUGUCAAAGCCAACCUGCCCUCAAAACACCCCUGAGUUCUAUACCACACACCUUUGGUUUUGCUCCAGGAAGUAAUUCUGCAUUUAUUGAGAUCUGAAGCUUUUAAUUUAAAAUACACGCAUGAGCCACAGGAGGUCCUGGGAUCCUCGGAGAUCUUAGGUGAUGUAAUAUGGACAUGCAUAGAUGUGUGUUUUUGAGGUAAAAGGUUAAGGAACACUAGUUUAAAUACAAUCAUAAUUCAUUUAUAGCUUUGGAAUUUUAAAACUUUGAUUUCAAAAUGAAUGGAGUAUUUCCUUGGACAUUCUGAGUCUCUGGAAAUGUAGUAAGCAAUUGUCCAAUUUAAUUGUCCCAACAUUCUUCUACCAAUGGAGGGACUCAUAUUCCCUGUACUCUGUGUGGGAGAUAAAAAGGCAAUCAUAAAAGUUUUUUGUAUGGGGGCAGGAGUGGCUGGAGAAGGAUUUUUCCCAACUUAAUGAAACUAGCAUCCAUAAAGUAGCUGCUUAUCCUUUCAUAUAAUUGGUGAGAUUGGCCUUGAUUGGCACCUAAUUGUGCUAUAUGAGAGCAUUCCAGGAUGCCACCUGGACCAAUGGGUGUCCAAAGAGUUCUAAAGAUGUGUAAAGUAAAGUAAAAUGGGGUUAUUGUCUCCAGUCAUAGGGUUCUAUUCAGGCAUAGCUAAUCAAGAUGGAAAAGAGGAUUGCAGAAUGGAAGAAAGGAGAUGUGUGAAGGUUGGUUGAUUCUAGUUCAUCGUGAGGACCUAGGAAGUGGCUUAGCCAGGUUUUUUUCCAUCUGCUGUUCAUACUGCCAAAAAGCCCUCCCUGUUCUUCCUCUUUCAAUCCCCAAUGACUUUAGGGAAAAGGUUCUGCAUUAAGUUGUCUUGAGACUGAUAGAGAAAGAAGACAUAGUAUUCUAGGAUGAUAAGUAGGGAUGGUGAGAUUAGUAAGGAGACCCAGUGGGAAGUUUUUAUUUCUCUUGGAUGAUUGCUUUUGAAGUAGAUGGUAAAAUUUCCACCAUCCUUCCUAUAUUUUUGGCAUUCAUGUUACAAUUUUUCUUCUUCCUUGUAAGUCAUUUAUACAAUAUUUAUUUUUGUAUGGCAUAACUAGAAAGUAAAAUAUAUUGUAAAAAGUACUUUAUUCUGAACAAAACAAUCAAAUAAGAAUACUUAUUUUUCAACAGUGGUAGAGCUUGUAAUAUAUGUUUGUUGAAAGUAUCUAUAAUACUUGCACCAGUGUUGAAAAAAUUAACUUAUGUUUGAACAAGA
Messenger RNA from Manis pentadactyla (Chinese pangolin), 2247 nucleotides. It is a transcript of the gene LYPD6, whose product is annotated as LY6/PLAUR domain containing 6. Gene Ontology annotation, molecular function: acetylcholine receptor inhibitor activity. The coding region runs from base 288 to 803 and encodes 171 amino acids. Gene Ontology annotation, biological process: positive regulation of canonical Wnt signaling pathway. The record is from RefSeq and is a predicted model, not a curated record. The transcript has 6 exons. Lineage: Eukaryota; Metazoa; Chordata; Mammalia; Pholidota; Manidae.